UGUAUGCCUGGCUCUGAAUGAAUUGGAAAACCUCAGUGUUGUAAAUCAAUGGGAAGCCACUCUGAGAGCCAAAACCCCAGCACCAGCCAAGCACCAUUGAUUUUUCUUCCCAAGGAAAAACAUUUUCACUUCUCCCUCCUGCAGCAAGCUGUCCCUGGUGGUCAAGCUGAGAUGACCUCCUCAUGUCUAGGCCACUAUGGAUACCCUUAACACCUCCCUUGUCCCUGGGCGGGAUGACAGGAUUGGUGCCCUCUGGUCAAAGAAUCCCUCCAUCCUUCUCUGUGAGUCAAUCGCCAAAGAUUCCCCAAACCUGUCAACCAAUACUACAAACCCCAAAAACAUGAGACCCUCCUCCGAGGAUCGCAACGUCCACUGUAGUCCUGAGACCGCCAGUGCUGUGAGCCCAGCCAUGGAAUAUAAAUAUGAACUGGGCCUGGCCACAUAUUCAGCUUUAAAACCAGAAAGUAGCUGCCAAAGCCUCUUCACGCUUGAGAAGAACCUCAGAAAAUUUCAAGACAAAGAUGUUGAAAUUCUGAAAAGUGACAUUGUGUUUGGUUCUGAUGGAUCUGCUUACCUUAUUGACAGUGUUAAUAAACCUGACUUGACGCUCCUGCCAGAACUCUGUGGUCAUCUACUACCAAAGGGCUUUUCCCAGGAUUCCCUGCCCAGUGGACAAUGCGAGGUGGGAGGGUCGGACAGCAACUCCAGUAGCACUUCAACGCCAUCUCUCAUCACCACUUUCCACAUAGUAACUACCUACCAAGGCUUUAACUCUGACCAAAUGUUGCAGAAUACCUCAGCCAGGACAGGGCUCAUCCCUGACCUGCACAGUUUCCGUAUAGUUAAUGUCCGGCACAAAACCAAGGUAAACUACCUACAAGACAACAGUUCAGCCAAAAACUCAUAUGAAUCCAAAGAUGUCUCUGCCAAUAAUGUUGAAGUAGGUCAUUUCUCCUCUUGUGAUGGAAAGACACUUGCCAAACCCAUCUUGUUGUGUCUCAUAUGCAAACUGUCAUUUGGGCAAACUGUGUCAUUUAUGGCACAUGCUACUGAUGACCACAAGGUGGUCCUUAUUGAGGAGGAAGAAAAUAUUUUGGGAAUGAAAAAUGUCUCUGCUAUAAUACAAAGCUUUGGGAAAGAAAAAGGACCUCGUAUUAGCUUUCUAGAACCAAAAAGUAACACUCCUAUUUCCUCAGAUUCAACCGAGGACCAUUCAGAUCCCAGCCUGGACCUCAGUGAUGUAGCAAAGGGAAUGUUUCAAGGAUUGGUGAAUGUAAUCUCCACAGACACAACCAAUGAUAUGCCUCUUGUGACCCCAAAAGGCAUUUAUAAUGGAGACCCUGAUAAAGUCCCCAGUUUUGUUCCAAAUCUAUUCUUGGGUGCAUCAACCAAUGAACUGCAACUGGGGAUUCUGAAUAACUGUGGAUUUCAAAGUAGCUUUGCACCUAUGGAAGAUCAAGAAGGCAGAAGUAAGUUUUUGCAACCCAAAAAUUCACAGCCUGUGUCUUCUGUCCAGAACCCAGAUGUCCUAAUAAGUUCUGUAUUAGAAUCUUCAGAUGACUCAGCGUGUUGGAGCCCCAAAGGAUCACAACCAACUGAGGCCAAAGAAAGAAAGCCUGAUAUGGAGAUGGGUCUUCCUUCAGAGUAUGGUGUAAAACAUCUUCAGGAAAAAACUGAAGGAGAUCAAGAUAAAUUUGGGGUAGCACUUGGCAUACCAUCAGCCCAAGGUAGUCACGACAGCACUGAGCAACUACAUUCAAACCAAAGUGUCUUUGAACGUCAAGUAUUGUCUUCACAGGCCAACUCUUGUCCAAAGGAUAUAUCUGCUGUUGUUUCUACCAUGAAAGAUGGUUAUGAAGGGGAAAACCAAAGUAUCGGUAGCCCUUCUGUUGAAACAGAUCAAAUGAAUGGAAGAAUUAGUCCUGCAAGUGACUUCACAAAGAAUUUUCCUCUUCCUUCAGCCAACAGCAAUGGAAAAAAUAGUAUUCUUGGUGAACAACUCAGCUUUAAUACUUCAACCAAUGAUGAGAUUGCUCAAACUCCAAAUGCUGAGAGCUCAGGAGCAGACACCUUCCAAAGUAUCUCUCUUUCUAACCACAUGUCUUUGUUGCACUCCCGCAACUCCUGUAAGACACUGAAAUGCCCAAAAUGCAACUGGCAUUACAAGUAUCAGCAGACUUUGCAGACUCAUUUGAAGGAGAAACAUCCAGAAACAGGAAACCACUGCAUUUACUGCAAUACUGGCCAGUCCCAUCCCCGUUUGGCUCGAGGUGAAAGCUAUACCUGUGGCUAUAAGCCUUAUCGCUGUGAAGUCUGCAAAUACUCCACCACUACAAAGGGCAAUCUUAGCAUCCACAUGCAGUCUGACAAACAUCUUGCAAACCUGCAGGGUCUUCAGAGUUGUAGCAUUGCCAGCAGUGCCAAUGGUGUAGCUCAGGGGCUUGUUCCACCACCACCACCACCACCACCACCACCUUCAAGUAGCAGCAGCAGCAGCCCUAGUGAUACCACUGCCAACCUCUCACCCACUGACAAGCCAAAGCAGAAAGCCUCAUGGCAGUGCAAGGUUUGCAACUAUGAAACCAAUAUCUCAAGAAACCUUCGCAUUCACAUGACAAGUGAGAAGCACAUGCAGAACAUGAUGUUACUGCAUCAGGGUUUGCCAUUAGGGCUGCCAGGUCUCAUGCAAACACCUCCUGACAUCUAUCAGUAUUAUGGAACUCAAGGCAUGAACUUGCAGGUAAUGAAACUGGAAAACCAAGCUGAUCCACGGUUGAUGAUGAAUGGAUUCCAUCUUGAAUCAACCAAUGUGCAGUCAAUGCCAUUAAAUUCAGGGUGUGGCAAUCCUCCUUCAGAUGCAAGAGUAGCCAGUGUCCAGCAGGUGAAGCCCCUACCAAGAGGCACAUCUGAUGAUGAUGCACCUUUGUCUCCUGAAGAGCCUUCACCACUCAGAGUCUUCUCUUGCCUCAUCUGCAGGGCCUUUAUGACUGACAGCUUAGAGAUGCUUAUGUACCAUGCUAGUGUGGUUCGCAGCCUCCCAGAGAAAGACUGGAAGGAGAUCACUGGGGAUGUUCACCGCUGCCGGUUAUGUUCUUAUGGCACCCAGCUAAAGGCGAAUUUUCAACUUCAUCUUAAGACAGACAAACACUCUCAAAAGUACCAGCUCGCUGCUCAUCUGAAAGAGGGAGGCCCAAGUGCAGAACGACAACUAAGCCAUCUCAACCCAGCAAAUCCAAUCCACCUGCGUUGCAAUGUGUGUGAAUUUGAAUCCAACAGUAAAGAGAAGAUGAGACUUCAUGCAAGUAGCGGAACUCAUGAGAGCAGACACAAAGUUUACAAGCAUCUGCAGGAACUGGACGACCUGUCUGAGUCGGAGACUCCGCAGUAUCAGUGUUGCCUUUGUGAUUAUACCAGCAGCUCCAAACUAAGCAUGGUGCAACACCUGCAUUCUGUGGCUCACCAGAACAGCCAAUCACAGAGUGCCAGACUUCAGCAUCUUUAUGAUGGCACAGUCGACCUGGGGAAGAUUGUUACCCUUCAGGAGUUCAUGGAAGUAGAUUCAGCUCCUUUGCCAGUCCCCUCACCUCCUUCUUCAAAGACUUCAAAGGUUGAUCCCAUUGAUGCAAGCACAAACAGCCAGCUAAACUGUUCUGCUGAAGAAGAAAAGAGAGUAUCAAACUGUGAAGACAAUGCAUUAGUGACGGUUUUCUGUUGCCCCUACUGCAGCUAUAUCAGUCAAAAUGUGGAACAGACCCGAAGUCACGUGAGCUCCCAGCAUGCUGUGCAACCAACUUUUCGGUGUCCAUUGUGCCAGGAGCAGUUACUUGGGAAGGUCAGCCUGCAUUUCCAUCUGACACACGUCCAUAAUGUGGUCUCAGAAUGUGUGGAAAAGCUUCUCCUGGUGGCUACUGUGGUGGACAUGUCCCUGCCAACGAAACUCGUCCCCCAGUGUGACAUGGAAAAGGAGAGAACACGGUGUGAUCCUGAGACGGGCUCACAAAUAACAGACCAAAACCUGGAGCAACCUGUGGGAGAAAGCUCUUAUAAACAAGAAGUAUCCCCAGCUCCUGUGGUAAGUGAGACCUGUGAAAAUGGAGAAAGCUUCAGUGAACAGCAAGAUCAGUCAAAGAUGGACUCUGCAGAUGAUUGUAAGGAUACAGAGUACCAAUGUGAACCCCCCACUACAACCGGAUCUGGAGGGGCACCGAAAGAGCAGCAGCCAUGUGAGAUGUCCAUCAAUGGGCAGAUCUGCUGCCUUUGUCAUCAGAAAGUAGACAGUUUGUUGGAACUUCAAGAGCACUUAGAGAGCACUCAUACUGACCUCAGGAAAACUGACAUACAACAACUGUGUGAGCGAGCUGCCUACAAGGCUGAUGGGGAAAAAAACAUGACAGCCAGUCAAGAACAGCAGCAGGAUAUAGAGGUGGGUGAGGACAGACACUUACAGACAGAACAGGACAGUUCCAAUGGCUCUGCUUUAGAACUAAGGCACCCGCUGUCUUAUAGAAAGUCCACAAACUUUGCCCUGGACAAAUUUCUUGAUCCCUCUCGCCCUUACAAGUGCACAGUGUGCAAAGAGUCAUUCACACAAAAAAAUAUCUUGCUGGUACACUACAACUCUGUCUCCCACCUACAUAAAAUGAAAAAGGCAGCAAUGGAUCCUUCUUUGCCUUCUCGGACUGAAGCAGUUAGUAGUGCUGAUAAACCGUUUAAGUGUACCAUUUGCAGGGUCUCCUACAACCAAAGUUCCACAUUAGAAAUUCAUAUGAGGUCGGUGUUGCACCAAACAAGAUCCAGAGUAGCCAAAUUAGAGGCUGCCAGUCAGCCAGGCAAAGCUAGCAUACCAACUGUGCCAGCAGUACACAUGGAAAAAAGUGAGCCAAGUGGAAAGUCGUCAUGCCCAACACAAAUCAUGCCAGCCAAAACAGAACCUGUUGCAGUUACUCAGGAACCAGCAGACAGCAAGACAGAGCCAACAAGUAACAAGUCCAUGCAAAGCUGUAAAGGAACACCAACACUAGAGUCCCAUGAUUUCAGUAAGAAGAUUCUAGAGGGGCCUUGUCUUCAGGUGCCAGGUGUACCAGGGUUAUCUUUUGCAUCAUCACCAAUUCAUCUCCCUCUUGAUCUCCAGCGACAAGCUUCCCUGUUACAAGCACCAAUUUUUGCUCCUCCCCUUCUUCCCCCAUUUCCACUGAUGCCUGAUGCCCUUCUCCAGUUCCAACAGCAGCAGCAACAGCAACUUCUUCUUCCAUUCUAUGUCCCUGAGUUCAAGAUGAACACAGAUCCAGGAAGGCCUCCGGCACUGUCAAUGCUUUCUGUACCAGGGGCACCAGUGGCAACUGUUGCAGAAAAACAAGUAGAGGAGCAGAACCAAUGUCUGCCUCCCACCUCUCCUAAAAAGACAGCUGCUUCUUCAGAGGAACCAGAGAGUUGUGAUAGCAGUGUACCUGCUCAGCCAUGUGAGAGUGAGAAGAGCAAAGAACCACCUGAAGCAGAUGAGAAGCAGGUAAAAGUGGAAGGCCCUGAAGCUUGUGUAUUACAAAAUGAUGAAUUAACUAAACAGGAAAAAGAGCAAAAAGGGUCUUCUAUGCUACCACCUCGUGCCCCAACAGAUGUAUCAAGGACUGCAGCUAGAGCUUUACUAGAAAACUUUGGUUUUGAGCUGGUGAUUCAGUACAAUGAAGGUAAACAGAGUCUUCAAAGGAGAGAGGAAGGGAAAUUCCCGACAUCAUCUGGGAAGAUGCACUGCAGAGUGUGUGGGAAAUUAUUUUCAAAUAUGCUAAUCCUCAAGAGCCAUGAAGAACAUGUGCAUAAGAGGGUUCUGCCCUUUGAACAGCUGAGCAAGUAUGCAAAGCAGUUCAGAAAAAGUUAUGACAGCAUGUGCUCAUUCAAACAGCCAAUUUCCGAAAGUCCAGUCAUGUCAGGAGUACCCUUACAGGCAGCAGCUUCCAACCUACCAUUUCAGAUGACUUCACCUGAACCUUCACAAGCCAUAUCUGGUGCCAUGAAAGUUCCUCAACUACCUCUCCCUGUAGAGUUUUCUCUGUGCCCACCAUUCUUAAUGCAGCCUGUUCCUUUGCAGUCACUUCCUCCUGUCCUAGCUCCUCAGCUUCCUGUAGCUGAGCAGGCAUUGCUGCCCCCAGUUCAAGCCCCUGGGAGUGAACACAGUACUGAGAUGAAUGAGAACAAGUCCUCUCGCACUCGAAUUACUCAAGAGCAGCUAAAGAUUUUGUGGAGCCACUUUGAUAUCAAUAGUUUCCCUACCGAGGAGAAGAUCUUGCAGGUGUCUGAGCUGUCAGGCCUUCCAGUCAAGGUAGUUAAGCACUGGUUCCGUAACCGACUGUUUAAAGAGCGUCAGCAGGACAAAGAUAACCCUUACAACUUCAGUAUUCCACCUGCUCUGUCCUUAGAUGACACUACAAGUGAUUGCCAGACACUAUCUACAGAAUAUUCCAAGCUAGAUCGCACCAGUAACAAAAGAUUCUCACGGACAAAGUUUUCCGAUUUUCAGUUUCAGGCUCUGCAGUCAUUCUUUGAGCACUGUGCUUAUCCAAAAGAUGAUGAGGUGGAACAUCUGUCUUCUCUUCUUAAGCUUCCAACUCGAGUGAUUGUGGUAUGGUUUCAAAAUGCUCGUCAAAAAGCCAGAAAAAACCUAGAGGGUCAAUUUAAUGCAGAAAGUAAUCGGGAGCAUAUGCGUUUAGCUGCUGAUAGGUGUGUUGUUACUGGGAAUACUGACUACAGCUGUAGAAAGUGUUCAAUGACUUUCCAACAUAUAUUUAGCCUUCUGAGGCACUACAAAAAAUGCUACAGUCAGUCUAAUGGUGAGGACCAUCUAGAUGAAUGCCAUCAAGAAUUUGUCACUGCCCCUUCAGAAGGUACAGAGAAAGCCCCUUCAGUCAGCAUUCCUGCUGAUGAAUUUAAACAUUCUUUAUCAACAGCUGGUGAGAUACUGGAUCAGAAUGAUAACCUAGUAGAAAUGGAAAGUGGGAAUGUGUCUGAUUUGGAUGUGUCCUGUUCUGUUUUGAGAGAAGAAAAGGACAGUGUGGAAACAGAAGAAAAGGAUUCUGUGGACAAGGUCACAGAGGAACAGGAAAAACAAGAGACAGUGGCAAAUGUUAGCAAUGAGUCUGACUGCAUAGAUAGAAUUGAUAAAUCCCAAGAUGAUGUAAAGGAUGUAACAAAUGUAGAAAAAAGGGAUGUCACAGGUGGAGAAAAUCAAGAAAAAGAUGAAACUCAAAUGGAAGUCUUACCUGAUAAUCAGCAGAACUCUGUAAUGGAUCUUAAAGAAGAUAGGUCCUCUCCAAAGCCAAAUACCGAGGAAGAGAAAAUAAAUACUCAGACUUCUGCUCCAGAAGCACUUUUAGUGCAUAAACAAACCCCAACCUCUCCAAUAGUUUGUCAGGUGACACCUUCUGUAAAAGAUGAGAGCCUUCUUCCAGAAGAAAAGAGCUACUCUUGUGAACAAUGCAAGGCAGUACUACCCAGCCUCGAUCUUUUUACAAAACACUGUGCUUUUCAUAUUAUAGCUGGUCAAAACCAACUGGCUUCAGCCAAACUGCUAGACUUGCCCUUUAUGUUCUUUGACAAUAUGAAUCCACUGCUCCCAAGUUCAAUUUUGCCAGCAUCUGUUACACAAGCUUCAUCUAUUUCUGAGCCAAUAUCUCCCAGGAAUCCUCUGAAAAGGAAGUAUGAGGAAGAUGGUGUGCCACAUCUUGACAGUGAUGCAGGGAACAUGGGAGAAGAAACUCCAAGAGACAAGCGACUACGGACCACCAUUCUGCCAGAGCAGCUAGAGAUUCUUUACCACUGGUACAUGCAGGACUCGAACCCAACUAGAAAGAUGCUGGACUGUAUAUCUGAAGAGGUGGGCCUGAAGAAAAGAGUGGUGCAAGUAUGGUUCCAGAACACAAGGGCCAGGGAGAGAAAGGGGCAGUUUCGCUGUGUAGGCCCCCUACAGCCUAUCAAGCAACUAAAUAAGUUUUCCCUGUUGGGAAAAAUGGAUCCACUGGAUCAUAAGGAACCCCGUUUUGGAGACAGUAUGCCCUUUUUACAAAAUAUGAGCUCAAUUACUUUACCAGAAAAGUUUGAAUAUGAGCUUACAACCCAGAAUUUUUACUCCCUGAAUGAGGAAACACAGUUUGAUAAAGAAACUUUAGUUGUUGCUCCCACCUUGACCUGUUCAGAUGCUGUAAAGUCUGAAGACUUCUCCAAAGCCAUUCCUUGUAAACCUUCUGUAGCAGAAGAGAUUGGGGAAGCAUCAUGUGAAACUACCACACAAGCAGAUACAGCUACAAAUUAUACCAUAUCUAAAUCCACUGGCUGUGACACUAACGCAGUAGAUGAUCCUACUGCUAAAAUGGAAAUGGAUUCAGACUAUCCAGAAGAUGACUUCGGUAGCUUAUCUGAUCAUAUACAAAAAACUUCCCCCAUACCACUGAAAGCAGACAACUUCAAGUUGUCACCAUUUGUACCAAAUUUGAAUCUAUCUUUUAGCCCAAAAGAGAGUGGCACAAAGAGCCCAGGUGAUGUCAGUGAGACCUCAAGCAUUGCUGAUCCUGAAUCUCCUAGCCCUUGUGGGAACAACAAUCUCUCAAGAUUUUCUGAAAGCUGCGAUCAACCCAGCCAGAGACGGUACCGUACCCAGAUGACCAGUUUACAGCUAAAAGUCAUGAAAGCCUGCUAUGAGAUUUAUCGUACUCCCACCAUGCAGGAAUGUGAGUUGCUUGGUAGUGAAAUUGGCCUGCAGAAACGUGUCAUCCAAGUGUGGUUCCAGAAUGCUCGUGCAAAGGAGAAGAAAGCAAAGAUGCAGGGCCUCAGCAAGUCUCUUGGGGGAGAACACAGUGAUGGCAGCGGAGCAGCCAAAUCUGAAUGCACCUUCUGUAAUGUCAAGUAUGACUUCUAUGUCUCUUGCAGAAGUCACAUCUUUUCCCAGCAGCACAUUACCCGACUUAAAGAAGUGAUACAGAACCAGCUGAAGAAUGAGAUAAAGUUCUAUGAUCUGGCACCCACCAAGCCUGUGCCCAUACAACCAAGGUUAGAGGAGGUGAAACUGCCAAGCACCCCCGCAGCCAUUAACAAGCUAACUCCACAAGUACUUAACAGUGCUCCUUCCUUUACAGCCCUUGGAUUUCAAAACACAAAUCCUGCUUUACCAGGUCUUGCUCCAGUCCUUCUGUCAGGCCAAACGCUUGCUCCACCACUUGGAGGCCUCACACCUCUUAACACAGGAGUGACUUCACCACACCUCAUUGGUCUUGCUGGUUCAGUGUCCCCAGCAGUCAUCCCUGUUCAGAACAUGCCUAGAAAUUCCUUGCCACAGAAGACACCCCACGAUCAGAUUCCUGCCACUGCCAGUGGCAUUCCAGUGGAAUCCAAAAGAGAAACACUACAGGAAAAUGAGAAAAAGAGUGGCAAUGUAACAUUAGAAGACAUAAAAGAUUCUUCAGAAUCCAAAUCUGUGCCGCCUGUUCCUGUCUUGCCUGCCACUGACAGUAUCAGCAACUCCCUGAAGCUUAAAGCACUGCAAACAGCAAUAGCUGCAGGGGCGGCCCCAAUGCUUGGUAGCCAGUUUUUGCCAUUCUCCCUUCCAGGAACCACACCUUUAUUUAGCAGCCAACUUUCCAGUGGCCUCCCAGGAGCUUAUCUUCAGCAGUUGUAUGGUCUGAAGAAAGGCUUACUCCCUGUGAAUCCAGUAAUACCUCAGACUCUUAUGGGCCUUCUGCCAAACUCCCUGUUACAGCAGGGCCUUCAGGAAGUCCUACAGAAGCAGCUACAGUCCAAUCUUUCACUUACUAUAUCUCAAGCAACACCCCCUGCCAGAGAGGACACUUCCAAAGCUACCCCAAAGGACCAGGACAUUGUCAUCCCCCCGGAGAAUACCUCCAAGGAGAUGGAAACCAAAGUUGAAGAUCUGCCCCAUGCCAUGAUUUCUACAGUGGAUGUCGUCCAUAAGUUCAUCUGCAUGAAAUGCAAGAUGGCUUUUGAAGAUGAAGAUGCCAUAUCAACCCAUCAGAAGUCCUUCUGUUAUUUUGAUCAGCCUCUGAAGUCUCAGGCCACCAGCCUCUGCAUUCCCAUCUGCACUUAUCACUGCUCGGCCUGUGACGUUCUGCUGAGUGGGAAAGAAGCCCUCAGCUCGCAUCUCCGGUCUGACUCGCACAAGCAUAGGACUCUCAAACAGGAUUCAACUUUUGCCAAAGAGCAAGUAAGCUUACCUCAUGCAGACCCCAACCCAAAUGUCACAACUACCUCGCAGCUGAUGGCUUCAUAGAAGGACUUCUCGUUAGGCUCCAUGUACCACCAAAACUGCACCUCUUCCAUUUCCUAUUGUUCUGGAUGGAAAGGCCAAAUACUUUCACCCUUAUACCAAUCUCUUGAACAGUUACCUCAGACUUUUUCUUUCUCCUUCCUCAGUACCUCAAGAGCCUCUGCUUAAGUACCAGUGGAGAACUGGCCACUUCUACCAGUGCUGAGGUUACUUGCUGUAUAACCCCCAAUGACAUUUGUUCAAACUGAGAACAAACAAAAAGAAUUCAACAAAACACAAAGAAAAUAAGAAAAAAAAAUGCAGAUCUUUGCUAGUCAGGGCCUCUGCCUCUCUACUUGAGUUUACGGUUUUCAGAACGAUAUAUAAUAUAAUAUAUAUAUAUAUUAUAUAUAUAUUAUAUACACACAUGCUUACAUACACACAAACACCUAACAUAUAUAAUACAUACAUGCACACACAUACAUGCAUACAUACAGUACACAGAGUUAAAGAAAAAAAAAAAAAACUAAAACUACAAACUGCUAUCCCAAAGCUUUGAAACUUCUAAAGACACCAAAAACUUUCUGUGUUAUGUGCAAGUUUUUGCUUUUUUGGUUUCCCUUAUUUGUUUCAGAAGUAACUGAUGUGACUGUAUCGAAAUGAACUUGAAUGCUUAACACAGAAGACAAGUGGAUAAACUGAUUAUUUAAAAAAAAAAAAAAAGAAAAAAUAUGGAAAAAAGUGACUUGAGAAGCAUUUUCUUACCUCGUUUAUUAUCGUACUUCUAUCUGUGUCCUCUUUUUCUUCCUGUUUUUAAGUUAUUAUAAUUAAUAUAAUUAUUAUAUAUAUAUUUUUUUUGAUGAAACCCAAAGUUCAAAAAGUGGCACCUGUUGGAAUGCCUCAUCCAGGUGCUGGAAAACUAGUGGGGUGGGGUGGGCUGGGGGGAACAUUGGGGCAGUAGCUCCAUGUAUUAAAGCUUUUUCCUCAACUGUGUAUCUUCCGCACAGCACACGACUGUAUGUGUUUGAGGGCACUGUGUUAUGGACAUGUUACCUGCCUUGUGAUGGACAAACCAAGCAUUGCAUAAGGAAGUGUGCUGAAGGGACUAAGGUUGGGUGGAGUAGAGUGGAAUGGGGUGUGGAAAUAAAAGAUUUUCACAUGCACACCCCUACAAGCACACAGCUCCUCUCCAACCUCUUUUCUGUUAAUUUCGUGUACAAGUUCGUUUGUAGCAUGUGGGUGUUUUUUCUCUUAUUAAACGCUCAGAUUGAGAUGUUAAAAAAGAAAAA
This is a messenger RNA of Protopterus annectens (West African lungfish), 11532 nucleotides long. Its product is annotated as zinc finger homeobox protein 2-like. The record is from RefSeq and is a predicted model, not a curated record. Gene Ontology annotation, molecular function: zinc ion binding; RNA polymerase II cis-regulatory region sequence-specific DNA binding; DNA-binding transcription factor activity, RNA polymerase II-specific. The transcript is spliced from 10 exons. Bases 197 to 10267 code for a protein of 3356 amino acids. Gene Ontology annotation, biological process: regulation of transcription by RNA polymerase II; regulation of neuron differentiation; brain development. Gene Ontology annotation, cellular component: nucleus. Lineage: Eukaryota; Metazoa; Chordata; Ceratodontiformes; Protopteridae.